AUGUCCAUUGGCUUUGCAAUCCUCGGUGCUCUACGACGUACAAUCGACAGCGGCCUCUUACGACUAUACCGCUACCGUCGGGUCCCUCUCUACUUUUUCGCAGUCGGAGCUUCGGGCUCCCUCUUCCGAGAAUAUCUCUUCACAAUCGAUGGCGCAACAGGUCCAUCGAUGUACGCGACCAUUCCAGACGCCGCGAACUUCUUGUGUGUAAAUCGGAUGUAUGGGAAGGGUCACGGAAUCAAAGUCGGAGAUGUGGUACAGAUUGCGUCUCCUAUUUUCCCGAAACAGUAUAAUGGCAAGAGAGUCAUAGCUUUGCCAGGGGAUUACGUGCUACGAAGCAAGAGCUACAAUGUGGCGCCUGGUGGUGCGCCUGUACCCGGCAUUACCGACUGGAAGCAGAGGAUCGAGGAAGAGAAGGUGGCAGCUGGCCAGGCAGUCGCAUCAAGUGCUGGGCCCGUGGAACUGAUGAAGAGUCUGGCUGAGGACUCACACGAAGAAGAGGAGUGGGACGAACCUGAGAUGAUACAGAUACCCGAGGGCCACGUAUGGGUGGAGGGAGACAAUCUGGCUUGGUCGAGGGACAGCAGAUUCUUUGGACCACUGCCUAUGGCUUUGAUCAAAGGUCGAAGCUCGUGGUUUGCCGACGGGUUGUUCUCUUUCUCUUCGUUGAAGCCUGGGAGAGGCCUUAGAAAGAUUGAAAAGGAAGAGCUCGAUGCUGUACUAGGGGUAGACGUCGUAAGUGAGGCUGAGUGA
Messenger RNA from Lithohypha guttulata, 753 nucleotides. It is a transcript of the gene IMP1, whose product is annotated as Mitochondrial inner membrane peptidase complex subunit. Gene Ontology annotation, molecular function: serine-type endopeptidase activity. The transcript has a single exon. The coding region runs from base 1 to 753 and encodes 250 amino acids. Lineage: Eukaryota; Fungi; Ascomycota; Eurotiomycetes; Chaetothyriales; Trichomeriaceae. Gene Ontology annotation, cellular component: mitochondrial inner membrane peptidase complex; membrane. The record is from RefSeq and is a predicted model, not a curated record.